UGAGUCAUUCAAAUUGAGUGAAAACAAACGAAAUGAAUGACCGUUUUCAUUAUCGCCGAAUAGAUAAGCAAGUAAAGUGUGUUUGAGUGCAUUGAGCAACACUUUGAUUGGAACACUUUUGUGUUCUCAAACAAAAAUUAAGUGUUUUUUAACUUUUAACUGACAGAAGAGUUGUUUUAAACUGAACGCUCUAGAACUGAACGUUGUUUUUAUUCUAGAGCGUUCAACUAAAGACAAUCAAACUGAUAAAUUUGUUUACUUCACAAAAUUAUCAAAUAAGUAAUAACGUAUCACAACUUUUUUAUCAUAAACUUAUAAGGAGGGACAUAAUAACACAUACACACUUGUACAUUUGUGCACACAGAAAAACAGUAGUAGGAAAAUAGUUUCAAUGUAUUGCCAAAGUUUACCAAUAGUUGAUAAUAGAUAUUAUUGGUAUUUUCAUAAAAUCGUCACUACAAUAGCGCAGUUGACAUUUGGUCCAUCGCGCCACAACAAGUGUCAACUGUGCUGUUGACGAUUGUAUGAAAAUGUGUGUGUAAAAUAAUUAUCAGUCCAGUUCUCAUCGUACAAUUAUUACAACAUGUCAUGCGAUGAUAGAUAGUUUUAGGUUUCAGUUACGGUCUAUAUAUUGUAUAAGCUCAUUCAUUUAUAUUUUGUUUCAAUGAAUAAAAUUCAGUGCAUGUGGAUUUUUUUAAUUUUGUCACGAUAGCAUCAAUUGAAUAGACUUCAUGCAAAUGACGACAGAGACCAUUAUUUAUUUUUAGACCGUUCAACAAAUAAAAUUUAUCGGAUGCGAAAAUGACUGAUUUUUCAAAAGCAGUUAAACCAAAUGUGCUUACGAAACUACACGGUGUUAUAUUUACGCCAAUGAAUUUGUCGAGUGUGGAUCGAUUGCGCAGAUUCUUUGAUUUGUCGCUAUGGCAGUGGUUUAUCCCGGGUCUUACUUUAAUAAUUGGUUCUUUAACUGCCGUCCUUGGUUUUUAUGCUAAAAAUAUCGAAGACAAUUUCAUACGUUCUGUGAUAAUUUGGUUGAUGAUUUCAAUUACGUUUGCAGCCAGUAUUACUUUCAUUGUAUAUAAAUCAAGAGAUCAGCUUGAUUCAAUCUUAGGCGAAAUCGUCAAAGAAAAGUAUAUUUCGAACGCUUUGGGUGGAGUUUAUUUCGGAACUCAAGUUGUUCGUUGGGUAAUUUCUUUGUAUUUUUACAACGAGAACUCGGAACACUCACAAUUUAGACUGGCAUUGCGAAUUUUACCAUUAUUUUUAAUAUCAUUAUAUUUACUCUUGUAUUGUACUCCUGAUGUCGUUAGAUUAUUCACAUAAAAUUAAAUGAAAAUUACGAAUUUUUUGAAAGGUUGAUCCAAUUUUGAAUAUUUAUUA
This is a messenger RNA of Contarinia nasturtii (swede midge), 1380 nucleotides long. RefSeq lists its product as uncharacterized. The transcript has 5 exons. The record is from RefSeq and is a predicted model, not a curated record. The coding region runs from base 802 to 1323 and encodes 173 amino acids. NCBI's taxonomy places the organism in Eukaryota, Metazoa, Arthropoda, Insecta, Diptera, Cecidomyiidae.